UUAAAUACUGCUCUUGUGCUGUUUUAUACAAGUAUUAUCCACAUGUACGUAAAUCGCAGAUUGAUAUAUUUUCAGAUGACUUGGAUUGUAGUUCAUCUCGUUCGCUUACGAUAUGUUUAAUACCCCCAAACAAAUGAAGCUGGGAUGUGCUGGGAAGACACGAGUAGGUUUGUGGCUUGGCAACGUAAAGACUGUUUAGUAAAAUAUGAGUUUUUUCGAACACGACGUUGAUAUUGGUCCUCGGAAGCGCCUCCGCAUGGAGGAAAACCACGAGGAAAUGCCUUUGGGAGGGGCGAAGGCAAAGGGGAAAGUCGUGGAUGUGUCUAUAGUCAUGCCAGUGUACAACGCAUCCAGCUGGCUGGAUGAGUGUCUGCAGGCCAUAUUGCACCAAGACUUCACUGGUUCCAUGGAACUGUCUGUUUAUGACGAUGGUAGCACUGAUGACUCCAGGAGGGUAGUGGAGGGUUGGAGAGAGAAGAUGGAAAGGAGGGGCAUUUCCAUGGUGAUCUCUGGCCAUAAAUCCAUCCAACCAAGAGGGGUGGGCUUUGCCAAGAACAAGGCCAUAUCUCAGAGUUCUGGACGAUACCUGUGUUUUCAAGAUGCGGAUGAUGUUAUGUUGCCCCUGAGAGUUCAUCUGCAGUAUAAGAUGUCUGUCCUCCACCCAAGAUCUCUGAUUGGCUGUAUGGUGCGACGGAUACCGGAGGGGUCUACUGAGCGCUACACCCGCUGGAUCAACGAAAUCACUCAGGACCAGCUCAUCAGCCAGGUAUACACCUCUCAUGGACCCACAGUGAUCAUGCCAAGUUGGUUCUGCUCCAGACACUGGUUUGACAGGGUCGGAUCUUUUGAUGAGGGAGGCAAGGGAGUCCCUGAGGAUUUGCUCUUCUUCUACCAGAGUCUUCGUCAGGGAGGGGGCGUAGCCAGGGUAGACCAGUGCCUGCUGGUCUACCGUUACCAUGAAAAAGCUGCCACACAUUCUGUACUCGAGGAAACGAUUUGGAACCUGCGUGUGGAUUUUCUUCAGGAGCGAGUUCUCUGUCGGUGGGAGAGCUUCACCAUCUGGAAUGCAGGGAAACAGGGGCGGAAGCUCUACAGAAGCCUAAGCCCGGCCAAUCAAAAGAAGGUCAAGGCGUUUUGUGAUGUAGAUGAGAACAAGAUCAGGAAAGGCUUCUACACAUAUGAGGAAUCCAAGGAAAAACCAAAGCCCAAGAUACCAGUUCUACACUACAAAGAAGCCUCCUCUCCCUUCAUCGUAUGUGUUAAACUGGACAUGACAGGAGGCGUGCUGGAGGAGAACCUCCAUGCUUUGCAGCUGAGAGAAGGAGUGGACUACUACCAUUUCAACUGACUGAGGAAUAAAGACGGCAGGACUGUUGUAACUUAAAAAAAAAUACCUGAGAGGGUGAGAAAGUAGUUAAUUUCUCGGGCUCUGAGGAACUAGGCGAGAGACCGUGAUAAGGUGACACCCUGGAAUACGCUGAAGAACAACGCUAACUUGGGGGAAGAGGAAAAGGGACGAUCAUUUAUUGUACAUCAUUUUCAUAUGUCACUAUUUGCAGUAAAUCUUAGAUUUUUCUUUCUUAUUAUUUCUUUUUUUAUUUUCCCCCUUUUUCUCCCCAAUUGUAUCUGGCCAAUUACCCCACUCUUCUGAGCCAUCCUGGUCGCUGCUCCACCCCCUCUGCCGAUCCGAGGAGGACUGCGGACUACCACAUGUCUCCUCCGAUACAUGUGGAGUCACCAGCCGCUUCUUUUCACCUGACAGUGAGGAGUUUCACCAGGGGGACAUAGCACAUGGGAGGAUCACGCUGUUCCCCCCAGUUCCCCCUCCCCCCUGAACAGGCACCCUGACUGACCAGAGGAGGCACAAGUGCAGCGACCAGGACACAUGCCCAUAUCCGGCUUCCCACCUGCAGACACGACCAAUUGUGUCUGUAGGGACGCCCGACCAAGCAAGAAUAACAUGGGGAUUCAAACCAGCAAUUCCAGUGUUGGUAUGCAACGGAAUAGACCGCCACGCCACCCAGACACCCAUCUUGAAUUUUUCUUAUGAAUGGGGUGAUGAGGUCACCAGAGGAAGACCUGCCAGUAGAAGAAGAAAAAGAAAAGAAAAUUGUGAUUAAAGAGUUGAGAAAACUUGACAGUUAAAGAUUGGUUAAAACAAGAUAUCAAGUAAUUCUUCCAAAACUGCAAUAAUGAGUAACCAGGGAUUAUCUUUCAUUACUGUAUUCAGUGUUUGAGUAAAAAUAUGCUUGUUGUUGAAAUACAGUAUUUCCUGUAACAACAGAUAAGCACUGCCAAUAUUCAUCACUGACGGCCUGCCCCUUGGAAUUCUCUCUACCAGGUGCACUAGAUUUUUUUUCUGUCAUCAACGUCACCUUAUUUCAAAGUUCAAGACUUUCAUGUUAAUAGAUUCAAUUUGUACUUGCCUCCGUCGCUGGGUGGGAGGUUUUAUGAUGUUGGAAGCCUUACAGCACUCUCCUAAGUAGCCUUUUCUGUUGCACUGAGGUAAAAUCACACACAUCUGUGCCAAACCCACAAGGUAGCACACUGUGCAAAUCUUUUUGUUUUUUUCUCUUUCGAAAUCUUAAGAACAAUGAUCUCUUUUAGAGUUUAGAUAACUCUGUUUCGAUAUGUAAACAUGCAAACACACACACACGCACACAUAUAUACACACACUGGUCUUACUUUACCACACAGAUUCUGGAGAUAUCAAAGGUAAACAGAUCUUCCCCACAAAUGACCCCUCUGCCUUCCUGGGUCAGAGAGACAGUCUGCCUCAUUGCAAACCUGACCACAAGAAAAAAUAUCAACAGUAAAACACUUGAUGGGAUUUUCUUCUUAUUUUUUUUUUAUGAUAUAUUUUUUCUGAGUAUGUUUUGAAAACGGAAACACAGUGGCACAUUGGUGUGGAUGUAGAAAGUUUGAUUCAUAAUCAUCCCGCUGUGUUGGAAGCGAGGAUUAAACUGACGGAGUUGAAAACAUCAGUCGGGGGUGGUGGACAGGACUGGUUGGAUGGAGUUCAGCCUGAGGUGAGAGGAGGAAAGCCCCAGACCGAGCCUCUCUCAUGUACUCCCGCACCCUCCUGCAGUCCAGUCCCCGGGCUGAGAAAAGUAUCACUGUCUACUUAGCACCUAGCCUCCACCUGGUCCCUCUUCCCUAGCUUUACUUCUGUGACACACACACACGAAAAAUUUCUCUACCCUUGUCAUGUAUUUGUUUUGGGGAUUUUUUUUUCUCAGAAUUUAAGUCUUCAGACUUGAUUUUUUUUCCUGUUAUUUCCUCCCUAUUCCUUACCACAUGCUUGCUCUUAAAUAGGGUACUAAUACAGAUACCAUACUUUUGUGUCUUGAUGCAUGCUCAAUAAUCCAGGUAAGAAAAUCAAAGAAGGUUGAAUCAGUUCAUCUGGAUAACCCAAUGAACUGAUUCAACCUUCUCUGACAUACUUUUGUGACUUUUGCCUCAAAAGCACUCCUUGUUUCACCAUCGCUGCUGCUGUUGAAAUGAAAUUUUCAAAUAUCUGAAUGCAGUCCUGUGAAUCCCAGAGGUUAUUGUAGGGCCACCAAUGAAGCCGUAUUGGUGGCCCUACAAUACAGGCCCUACAAUGGCUGUUGCCAUUAAUAAACUAUUUGUUGUGCAUCCAUCCUUUUGAAAACCAGUCUAUUUGAGUGUGGACGUCCAUCCUUUUUUUUUUUAAAUUUCAUCCUGUUUGGUCUGAGGACCUACCGCUUGCAGAUUACAAGACAGCACGUGUGGAUUUGCCUCAAAUCUCAGGAGGUGUUAAAAGGCAUUAACACUGACAGCGUUGGAGGCCCCAU
Messenger RNA from Lampris incognitus (smalleye Pacific opah), 3815 nucleotides. RefSeq names its product UDP-GlcNAc:betaGal beta-1,3-N-acetylglucosaminyltransferase-like 1 (gene b3gntl1). The record is from RefSeq and is a predicted model, not a curated record. The transcript has 12 exons. The coding region runs from base 206 to 1348 and encodes 380 amino acids. Lineage: Eukaryota; Metazoa; Chordata; Actinopteri; Lampriformes; Lampridae.